AAACGACGUCGUUAUUCGGUACCUUGUCUCGAGCUCAUCUCGUUUCUCACUCUUCCAUGGCAGGCAUGGCAUCUUUCCGUCCAAGAAGAGAAAAUAAAUGAAAGAAGAAGUUAGCUGAUUUUGCAGUUCUCAGUUUUAGCGAGUAAAGCAAAUAUGAGACCUCACAAGAAUUCAACUUUCAGCCGGAGACCUCCCAUUCUCCACCUUCUCUUCCUCGCCGCUCUUUUCUCUAUCCUCGUUUUCGCUAUCCAAUCCUCCCUCUUCUCAGGUGAUCCAAAAUCAGAUCUCAGCAAAGAAGAAAUCCAGGCUUUAUCCGAUUUCCAGUCCUCUGUUCAGCAAUGCGUGGCAAAUAGAGGGCUUGGUCUGACGGCACAUAUUGUUGACAUUUGCAAAUUGACCCUUAAGUUUCCUGAAGGCACUAACAGCACUUGGUACAAUGAUCAAUUCAAAAUUUAUGAACCAUUGGAGUACCAUUACGAUGUUUGUGAUGCAAUUCUAUUGUGGGAACAGUAUCGUAACAUGACUACAGUGCUGACAAGAGAAUACCUUGAUGCUCGACCAGAUGGGUGGUUAGAGUAUGCAGCAAAAAGAAUAGCUCAAUUGGGAUCUGAUAAAUGCUACAACAAGACUCUCUGUGAGGAACAUCUUAAUUUGAUUCUACCAGCUAAACCCCCUUUCCAUCCCCGGCAAUUUCACACUUGUGCUGUUGUUGGUAACUCAGGAGAUCUCCUAAAGACUGAGUUUGGAGAAGAUAUUGAUGGUCAUGACGCUGUUAUACGAGACAAUGAAGCUCCAGUUAAUGAGAAAUAUGCCAAGCAUGUUGGCCUAAAGAGAGAUUUCCGCCUAGUAGUUCGUGGUGCUGCUCGUAACAUGGUUAAGAUUCUCAAUGGAUCUACUGAUGAAGUACUUAUAAUCAAAAGUGUGACCCACAGAGACUUUAAUGCUAUGAUAAAGAGAAUUCCAAAUCCUGUUUACCUCUUCCAAGGUAUUGUGCUACGCAGAGGUGCUAAGGGAACUGGAAUGAAAUCUAUUGAACUAGCACUUUCAAUGUGUGACAUUGUUGACACAUAUGGAUUCACUGUUGAUCCUGGCUAUACUGAAUGGACGCGGUACUUCUCUACUCCUAGGAAAGGGCACAAUCCGCUUCAAGGACGUGCAUAUUAUCAGCUCCUAGAGUGCCUUGGUGUUAUCAGAAUUCAUUCCCCCAUGAGAGCCCAAAGGAAACAAGACUGGUCAGAUGUCCCCAGUCGAGAAAUGAUAAGCAGAGCUCAUGCUGCUGCCUUGCACUUAAAGAGGGGUCGUGGGCCUGGACAGUUCGGAAGUUGUAAGGUGUGGGGCAAUGUGGACCCUGAUAACAGUGGGCCCAUCUCUGGAUCUUCCGACAUGAGUGAUGUCAGGAAAUACUCACAUUACAAUAGAUGGGAGGUCAUGCCAUUUGAAAGUCUAAGAAGGGAGGCACGCGACUACUAUAUUCAGAUGGAAAAUGUCUCUCUCUACAAAAUGGACGGCAAUAAAUUGGAUGAUCUGGUAUGUGUGGCGCAUUCCUUGAAAUCCGAGGCAUGAACAUCAGCUUGAAGCAAUAGAACUAUUUUUUUUUGUGCUUCAGUUGGUGGCAAGGAGGAAUAUUUUUAGCAUGAAACUUCCUUUGAGAUGAGCCUCCUCUUGGAUGAUGAAUAUGUUAGCUUAUCAUUUCUGCCAGUCAUUUAGUUACUCAAGUGAAGUGAUUAAAUAUUUAUAACUGUUACCAAAGAUGGUCUUGAAAUUAGAACCCACUGUAGCAAUAUAUCCGUGUGCACGGAGAAAUAGCAUGAAAUACAAACUAACAAAGAAGACAAUCUGGGAUUUUCAACUUCUACAUAGUACAUGCACAAAGGAGAAAAUGUUUGUUAGUUUACUGGCUAAGUCCUUCCAGCUUCUGGAGGAUUCUUCUAGGGGAUGACGGAUGGGCAAGGAUUUGCUGAUCAUGGAAACUGCUAUUUGAGCAUUUGUGCGCUUUCUUUAUAUUCUGGUUCAGAGGGUUUGACAUGUGUACUGCUUCAUUGCAUCUUAACAUUCAAGGGAGAUUCAAGAGCAUCAAAUCCCACUGGUUUGAGGGUUUGGUGGUUCAGUUUGAGCUAUAAUUUAUUUUGUUAUUAUACUUUUGGAAACAGUUUAGCUUUUUGUUAUCGUAUAUUGAAAUUUUGUCAUGUUAUAAUACUGUUAUUUUGUAGUUAACGAGGAAAUAUUGUGGUUGAACUGUUGAAACAAUAUCUGAGAUGUGGACAUAUUCUCAUGCAACGAGAUUUUUAGGCUC
Messenger RNA from Manihot esculenta (cassava), 2293 nucleotides. RefSeq names its product sialyltransferase-like protein 1. Bases 154 to 1563 code for a protein of 469 amino acids. Gene Ontology annotation, biological process: pollen tube growth; pollen germination. NCBI's taxonomy places the organism in Eukaryota, Viridiplantae, Streptophyta, Magnoliopsida, Malpighiales, Euphorbiaceae. Gene Ontology annotation, molecular function: sialyltransferase activity. The record is from RefSeq and is a predicted model, not a curated record. The transcript has 11 exons.